This is a messenger RNA of Frankliniella occidentalis (western flower thrips), 1191 nucleotides long. RefSeq lists its product as uncharacterized. Lineage: Eukaryota; Metazoa; Arthropoda; Insecta; Thysanoptera; Thripidae. Bases 65 to 1120 code for a protein of 351 amino acids. The transcript is spliced from 4 exons. The record is from RefSeq and is a predicted model, not a curated record.
ACCACUGUAACCCCUUUGUCCUCGUCCCGCAGCGCUGGUGUGCCGCUGCUCGGCGCUCCGCGACAUGAUGCUGGUCAUGCCGCCGCUGGCGCGCGCGGGCAACAGCGUCACCCUGCGCUGCCUGUACGACCUGGAGGGCGCCAAGCUGUACGCCGUCAAGUGGUACCGGGGGAACUUCGAGUUCUACCGGGCCAUGCCCAACGAGACCCCCGCCAAGCAGGCCUUCCCCUACCCGGACUUCCACGUCGACCUGUCGCAGUCCGAUGAGCACCAGGUGACCCUCCGGCGCGUGUCGCUGCUCAUGUCGGGCACGUUCGCCUGCGAGGUGUCCACGGAGGCGCCCGCCUUCAUCACCCAGGUCAAGAAGGGUCAGCUCCUCGUGCUGGACACGGUCCGGCGGCCGGUGCUGACCGUGUCCAAGAACGUGUACCGCCCGGGCGACGAGCUGGAGGCCAACUGCACGUCGCCGUCGCCGUCCAGCGCGGAGCCCGUGGGGCCCCCGGGGGAGUGGCCGCCCAGGGGCAAGGUGCACUUCGGGGCCCCCGCCGGUGCUCCCGGGCUGCCGCUGCUGCCGGAGGUGCCGCCGCUGCAGCCGCACCAGCUGACCGCCGAGCAGCGUCGGCACCUGGAGAAGGAGGCCGCCAACGAGCCUGUCUCCUUCGGCUUCUGGGUCAACAACCGGCCGGUCCCUGCGGCGCUGGUGGUCCUGGGCGUCUCCAGCGCCACGCUACGCCGCCCGCUGCUCGAGGAGGACUUCUCCGCCAACGGCGAGCUCCGCCUCAAGUGUGUGGCCACACUGGCUGACAAGUACCGAGAGCCGAGCCACGUCGUUACCGUCCGUCGUCAGGAGGAGGACGAGGAGGAGGAGGGCGAUGAAGAGGAGGGCGAGGGCGAGGACACGGAGGGCACCGUCGAAGAGCCUCCGCCCGUUGUCACCGAAACGCAUCCUGCUGUCCACACCGCCGUGGACGCCCACGACCGCACCGGCACCUCCCUGGAUCUCACUGCCAGUUCCCGUGCCACUGCGGGGGCGGGCCCGGCCGCGCACUGCAGCCUGACGUGGGCGGUCUUGCUGGCCGCCCUAGUCGCGCUGCGGAGGGACUUCCUCUACGAGAGCUAAAGACUUUGUUCCUGAUGUGAGAGUAUAACGCGCCUGUUUUGUACAUAAUAAAUUGAACUGUUUUUAUAAAA